UUGUGCAAUAUAGUGUAAGCGCGGAAGGUGUAAAAUCACAAGAAAUUUAAGCUUUUUGUGUGUUGCCAAGUGUUUUGCCAAGCAAGCAGAUAACAUAUUACAAAUAUUUUUUCCACAUUGGUUUACUUACCUUCAAGAAUAAUGGCUACGGGGGCGCUUCGUGGAGUUUUUUCGCCAUUCGACUCUGGUGUUUAUAUUGCUAGUAACGCCGAUUAUGUAAAAAUAAACGAAAAUGCUUUGGACAAGUUAAGUGAGGAGAUACUGUCUUCUAUCAAUGAUGGUAAAUUAGAAAUCCCAGACACAGGAGCCAACAUAACAUACCCAAGCAAGGAUGAUCCCAGUGCUAUUGACUGGAUUUUUGUAGCCGACGCUCUUAAUUUCUGCUUCUGGUCAUAUACUGAUGCUGAGAAGUGGACGGUCGAUGGACAUAGUGGAUAUUAUGCACUGGAAGCAGCUCUGAGCAGAGCUUUGAAGGAAGGCUACAAAAUCACAAAACCAGAAUAUUAUUCCACAAUAUCUGCAGACACUCUUCAAAAAAUUAUGAGAAGUGACAACAAUACUGCGAUACCAUUAUUUCAAGAAAGAUUGAAUGUUUUACAUGAAGUCGGCAAAGUUUUGAUAGAUAAAUAUGAUGGAACUUUCAAAACAUGUUUGGAAAAAGCAAACAAAUCUGCAUUAAAAUUACUUGAAAUUGUUAUUGAGAAUUUCCUAUGUUUCCGAGAUGAAGGUGUAUUUAAAGGCAAAAAUGUGUCUUACUACAAACGGGCGCAGAUUUUGAUCGGUGACAUAUGGAAUUUCUAUGGGGGCCAAGGUUUGGGAGAAUUCACGGAUAUUGACAAAGUAACAAUCUUUGCUGAUUAUAGGUUACCUCAAGUGCUGAUGUAUUUUGGGGUGUUUACUUAUAAGGACGAAUUAAUGGAUAAAUUGAAGAAUGACGUCCUCCUCCCACACGGAUCACAAGAGGAACAGGAGAUUCGAGGAUGUACAAUUUACGCUGUAGAACUCCUCAAGAAGAGAAUAGAAGAGAAGAUACUAUCCAACAAGAUAAAUGUAGAGAUACCAAACUCUUGUCUCAUAGACUAUUAUCUAUGGUGUUAUAGAAGGAAGCAUGCGGAAGAAUUAAAAAGCAUACCAUUUCAUAAAACGUUAUCUAUUUAUUAUUGAGUUAUAAGAGUUAUGUACAACGCCAUCUAGGUUGCGUGCAAUAGUUUUUUUUUAUAUUUAAUAAUCUUUUUAUAUGUGAGCCUGUUUAAUAUGUAUAUCAAUUUUGUAUUUUUUUUUUUCCAAUUAAUUAUGAUUAUGUAGUGAAUAUUAUUAUUGUACUGUUAAGAAAGAGACUUACCAGUGAAACGUAUCUAAUGCAUAUUUGUUGAUAUAUUUUCAUGAUAAGGUGCUUACAAAUGAAACCAAUAUUUUUGUAUCCUUUUUAUUGUUAAGAUAAUGUUUAUUGACAAUACAUUAUACCUUAAGAUUUCGUAGCUAUUUUUAUUAUAUCACAUAAUUUUACAAUCAUCUAAGGGAGGGAAUCUUCUAUUGCACAUCUUAAAACCAAUUUUUACACCUAAUUAAUAUAUUAUGGACACAACCAGUAAAAAUAUACCCAGUAUGUUAUUUACAACUUUGGCAUUUACUAAAAUAAAUUAGUACAGAGUUACUUAUCAGCCAUAAGAGUAAUUUAGUCUUUAAUCAAGUUUUUUGAUAUAGUAGUAAAUUCACUAUAAUUAAAAAACCGAGAGUGAGUUAUUUUUUUUUAAAUAAUAAGUUCUGUCUCUUGCGCAUAGAAAGCAAACCUAUUUAGAUCUAAAAAAUUCAAUUAUAGCAAAAACUUUAGACAGUGAAUACAAUCGAUUGGUGUACCUACUGAUAAGAUGUUGUUAUAGGUAUUAAGCUUUUUUCCGUUCAUUCCCUUUAUUUCAUUUGAUUUAAAUAGUGAUAAGUAACUCUAUACAAAAUGAAGAUGACACGAUGGCACUAAAUAUUUACAACGUAUCCUAAUUAAAUAAUUAUAUAUACAUCGUCCACAAAAUGAGCUAGAUAUAAACUAGAUAUAUAGACACAUUUAAUGUGUCUUAACUAUAUAUAUGUUUACCAAGUAAACAUAUAUUAGUUUGGUUACUAACAAUUAUACAUACAUAGUAUAUAUUUGAAUUGAACGCAUUACAUGGGAUUACCUUACAACGCCUCAUUUCUGAGUAAAGAACUAUAUCACCAUAUAAUUUAAAAGGUAGGCGUUAAAUAUUAUUGCAAAAUGAUUUUUCCUUUAAAAUUUCCUAUUAGUUUUGAAGGACAGAGUAACAUAAAUAUCAAUAUAAGAUAUUUUCUAUUAAAAUUUCUGUUGCCAGAGUAUUGUUACAUGGAUUAGUAUCGUAAGAUCAAAUAUUUUUUCAUAUACGCUAGUUUUUUAAUUAAAAUUUGAAGUUGUGGCUCGAUUCAGUUCUAUACUUUUAUACCAAUUAUCUCAAAUUACACGAAUUAAUUUCCACUUAU
Molecule: messenger RNA, 2487 nt
Organism: Amyelois transitella
Lineage: Eukaryota; Metazoa; Arthropoda; Insecta; Lepidoptera; Pyralidae
Product: queuosine 5'-phosphate N-glycosylase/hydrolase
Exons: 4
Coding region: 142-1164 (340 amino acids)
Source: RefSeq, a predicted model, not a curated record